AUGGAAUAAAAUUUGAAACGCGAUGGUGAAGUUGCCACAAAAAUAAAAAAUAGCAUUCAUAAUGCUAAACGUACUCCAGCUACUGCACAACGAUUAAACCAAUAUAACAUGGUUUUCUUCGAUAUUUCAAUAAACAAUAAUGAAGUUGAUCGUAUUCAAUUCGAAAUUACAAAUAUUAUUGUUAAACAUCUGGAAAAUUUUGAACAUGCUGUUGAUGCAUUUAUCACUUUACAUGAAGUUGUUGAAGAAGACAAAGAAGGAAUUGUAUCGCCAGAAGAACCUGAAAUCUUAAAAAACUAA
This is a messenger RNA of Adineta steineri, 300 nucleotides long. NCBI's taxonomy places the organism in Eukaryota, Metazoa, Rotifera, Eurotatoria, Adinetida, Adinetidae. The record is from the annotation of a GenBank genome assembly.